CAGGAGUCUCUCUUCACUCUCGAAUAUCUCUCGUUUCCACCACUCCACUCUUAUGCAACGUCUGGUUUUCUUCUUGCUCUGGGCGCUUUGCUGCUUUAAUGGCGUUGACGCUGCUGAAUGCACCGGCGCAGAAAACCAAAGCAUCACGGACGCGUACGCCGCGGCUGCUGCUACGAGCGCUUGCUCCAGCUACGCCAGCACCAACAUCUUGAUCCUUAUCACCCCUCCGUGUUCAGCGAGAGAUUGCGUCGGUGUCAUGACCGAUCUGGCCAACACCAUUCCGAACUGCACGUCACCAGGACUCUCAACGACUGAGAAGGACCAACUCCUUCGAUCUCUCGACAUUUGCGCCACGCCAGCUCCGACUCCCGCGUCUACAGCUUCGUCAACCAACUGUACGAGCUCCCAAGCUGAAGCCACAUUCAAUGCGUUCUACGAAGCAGCGAACGGCACAUGUGCCAGCUCCACGACCAUCGAGCAGUACAGCAUCAUCAUCGACACCCCGUGCACCUCAACAUGCGCCGAAACCGUACACAGCUUUGCUCAGUCCUUACCAAAUUGCAACUAUCAAUUAUCGAACGAAAACAGAAACAAGAAGCAAGAUAUUGCAACACAGUUCAGCUACUGCGAGAUGCUGGACAACGCCACAAACAUCAGCGUCUACGUCGAUUCAGUCGACAACCUCUUAGGGUCCGCGGCCGGCGUGACGACUGUAGACCCGAAUUGUACGGCUGAGGAGAUCGAAGAGACUGUGGCCUUCUACUUGACAGUAGCAACUAACGAGUCGUGCAUGUACGACGCGUCCAUCUGCGCCUAUGACAUCCACGUGAACGCCGACUGCGCUUCGCCGUGCGGCCGACUCGCUCGACGACUCGGAUACGACGUACCGAGGUGCUACUUUAACCACAAAAACCACCGAGAAUCGCUGAGUGGCAGUUGGUACCAGUGCGAAUGGAUCGUCAAUCCCGUCAACAUUUCCUUCAGUUUCCACUACUCAGACAUCCUCAACGCGACAGUCAACUCAUCCGUCUCCUGCGACCCUGACUACGACUCGACCGUGGCGUCAGCGUCAGAGGACAACUCGCUCGGAGACAGCAGCGCACAGACAGAUAGCGGUGCAAGCCAAGGGUAUACUGUGUGGACAGCUACGUUGGUUGCUCUAGUGGCUCUAGCUAUGCAGCUCUAGGAGAUUGACUUGGUAUGAAUUAAUGCUGAGAUUUGCUGUGUUUACGUCCA
This is a messenger RNA of Phytophthora nicotianae INRA-310, 1236 nucleotides long. RefSeq lists its product as hypothetical. The transcript has a single exon. Lineage: Eukaryota; Oomycota; Peronosporomycetes; Peronosporales; Peronosporaceae. Bases 53 to 1186 code for a protein of 377 amino acids. The record is from RefSeq and is a predicted model, not a curated record. Gene Ontology annotation, cellular component: extracellular region.